AUGGCCGCACCAACGAACUAUGCUGAUGCCAACAUCAUAGACUUAGCCAGCACAAACACCACUCCCAUAAGAAUUGAGGAUAUCUACGAAAACAAGUACGCCAGCAAGCGGAACGAUGCCCUGGCAGCACAUCAGAUCGAGUGGACCAUGUUCGCCAUGCUGAAAGAUACAACUGCGAAGGCACCAAGAGACGCCUACAAUAGAGGCCUCAGUCUUGGACUCAAGAGUCCACCCGGGAAGAGAGGCCGCAUCAUCGUCCUACACGCUGGCAGUGAGGGCGGCUUCGUGCAAGGCGCAGCUAAAGUGUUCCGGGAAAAGAAGGGCACCGAUGACAGUCACCAGGAAAUGGACGGCAAGCGAUUCAAGAAGUGGUUCACAGAGAAGUUCUUGCCCAACAUCAAGGUCCACAGCGUGAUUGUUAUGGACAAUGCGUCUUAUUCCUCCGUCAAGCUCUAUGCCUCUCCGAGUAGCAGUAGGCUGAAGAAGGAUGUGCAAGGCUGGCCUACGCUGCAUGGAGUUACUUCGGAGUCUACAAUGUUGAAAGUAGAGCUGCUGAACCUUGUAAAAAUGGAGAGAGUCAAAAGGCCGGAACUGGAGGAAUGUCACGUGGACGCAAUAGCAGAGCAGCAUGGACACGUGGUUCUCAGUCUGCCACCUUACCAUUGUGAGCUCAAUCCGAUUGAGCUAGAGUGGAGUCAAGCUAAGGGCUACAUCGCAAGCCACAAUGUCACCUUCAAGAUUGUGGAUGUGGAAGCACUGACCCCAGUCACUCCCUAG
Ixodes scapularis (black-legged tick) is the source of this 777-nucleotide messenger RNA. RefSeq lists its product as uncharacterized. The transcript has 2 exons. The record is from RefSeq and is a predicted model, not a curated record. The coding region runs from base 1 to 777 and encodes 258 amino acids. Lineage: Eukaryota; Metazoa; Arthropoda; Arachnida; Ixodida; Ixodidae. Gene Ontology annotation, molecular function: nucleic acid binding.